Molecule: messenger RNA, 2905 nt
Organism: Prunus avium (sweet cherry)
Lineage: Eukaryota; Viridiplantae; Streptophyta; Magnoliopsida; Rosales; Rosaceae
Product: putative boron transporter 2
Biological process (GO): monoatomic anion transport; monoatomic ion homeostasis; transmembrane transport
Cellular component (GO): plasma membrane
Molecular function (GO): solute:inorganic anion antiporter activity
Source: RefSeq, a predicted model, not a curated record
CGUGGACUGGCUGGCGCUUUCUCUCUCUCUCUCUCACAAACACUCAACCACUUUCACACACAUUUUACUGAAAAGCACCCUCCUUUAAAAACCAGAAAAAUCAAAGCAGCUACCUUUUCUCUUACUUCCCAUUAUCAGAACUUUUAUGUCUGGUUGCUUUUCCGCGGCCACUUUACUACGAGUCUCCACCACAAGCAUUAGAUUUGUUGUUUCUUUUUUCUUUCCUUGUUUUGGGGGUGUGGGAGGGAUUGGUGUUCCCUUUCUUUGCUGUUUGGCACUGAUAGUGAUGUUCCAUUCAUUCAUUCUUGACCCACAUUACUAUCAGCAUCAAAUCUACAAUUACCUUCUCUGCACUUUUCAAGCAGCUUAUAUAUUCGAGUUUUGCUUACAACCCUUAUGUGCGUCCUGUUUGUUUGAAGAUUUGGAGUUGUCAAGGCUCACCUUAGUGACCUUGGUAAUGAUCUAACUUGUUGUAAAGCCUGGUUCUUUGUCUACAACUUUGAGAUUUGGUAUUAUUGCUUAAGCAUUCAAGAAAGUGGAACCAUGGAAGAGACAUUUGUACCAUUUCGGGGAAUCAGGAAUGAUCUUCAAGGGAGAUUGAUGUGUUACAAGCAAGACUGGACUGGUGGUUUGAAGGCAGGCUUCAGGAUUUUGGCCCCCACCACUUACAUAUUCUUUGCAUCAGCCAUUCCAGUUAUUUCAUUUGGUGAACAAUUAGAAAGAGAUACAGAUGGGGUUCUCACAGCAGUUCAGACGUUAGCAUCUACUGCUUUAUGUGGAAUUAUACACUCGAUCCUUGGGGGUCAGCCUUUGCUGAUUCUCGGAGUUGCAGAGCCAACUGUGAUUAUGUACACAUUUAUGUUCAAUUUCGCCAAAAAUAGACCGGAUUUGGGAUCAAAGCUCUUUUUAGCAUGGACUGGAUGGGUGUGCGUCUGGACUGCAAUAUUGCUGUUCCUGCUGGCUAUAUUAGGGGCUUGCUCCAUUAUAAACAGAUUCACUCGUCUUGCAGGAGAGUUAUUUGGCCUUCUCAUUGCAAUGCUUUUCAUGCAGGAAGCUAUUAAAGGACUAGUUCAUGAAUUUCGCAUACCUGAAAGAGAAAACCCAAAGUCAGUUCAAUUUCAACCUUCAUGGAGAUUUGCAAAUGGGAUGUUUGCUUUGGUUUUGUCAUUUGGCCUUCUACUUACUUCUUUAAAAAGCAGAAAAGCAAGGUCUUGGCGGUAUGGGUCUGGGUCGCUCCGUGGUUUUGUCGCAGAUUAUGGUGUUCCAUUGAUGGUGUUGAUCUGGUCUGCUGUUUCCUAUAUACCUGCUGGAAAUGUUCCAAAAGGAAUUCCAAGGCGCCUCUUCAGUCCAAAUCCAUGGUCACCAGGAGCAUACGAGAAUUGGACUGUCAUCAAGGACAUGCUAAGUGUUCCAGUGAUUUAUAUAAUUGGAGCUUUCAUUCCAGCAACAAUGAUUGCAGUGCUGUACUAUUUUGACCACAGUGUAGCUUCCCAACUUGCUCAGCAGAAAGAAUUCAAUUUGAGAAAACCACCUUCGUUCCAUUAUGAUCUACUUCUCUUAGGGUUCAUGGUCAUAAUAUGUGGUCUCAUAGGCAUUCCCCCAUCCAAUGGUGUCAUACCACAAUCUCCAAUGCAUACGAAAAGCUUGGCCACACUGAAGCACCAGUUAUUACGCAAUCGACUUGUAGCGACAGCAAGGAGAUGUAUGAAAAACAAUGCCAGCUUGGGACAAGUAUAUGGAAGCAUGCAACAAGCAUAUCAACAGAUGCAAACCCCACUAACAUACCAGGAACCUUCAGCUCGGGGAUUAAAGGAAUUGAAGGAUUCAACUUUUCAAAUGGCUUCAAGCAUGGGGAACAUAAAUGCUCCAGUUGAUGAGACAGUGUUUGAUGUUGAGAAAGAGAUUGAUGAUUUAUUGCCUGUGGAGGUGAAAGAACAGCGGCUCAGCAACUUGCUUCAAGCUACUUUUGUAGGAGGAUGUGUUGCAGCCAUGCCUUUUCUUAAAAUGAUCCCUACAUCGGUACUCUGGGGUUAUUUUGCCUUUAUGGCUGUUGAGAGCUUACCAGGUAACCAAUGUUGGGAGAGGAUUCUACUGCUUUUCACAGCCCCAAGUAGAAGAUACAAAGUACUUGAGGAAUACCACGCCACUUUUGUCGAAACAGUACCGUUCAAGACAAUUGCAGCAUUCACAAUUUUCCAAACUGCUUACUUGUUUGUAUGCUUUGGAAUUACAUGGAUUCCUAUUGCUGGGGUUCUUUUCCCAUUAAUGAUCAUGUUUCUGGUUCCUGUUAGACAAUACGUUUUGCCCAAGUUCUUCAAAGGGGCACACCUUCAAGAUUUAGAUGCUGCAGAGUAUGAAGAGGCACCUGCUUUACCAUUCAACCUUGCAACUGAGCGGGAGAUGAGUAGGCAAGCUUCAUUUGCAGAUGAUGGAGAGAUUUUAGAUGGGAUAGUUACUAGAAGCCGGGGCGAGAUCAGGCAUAUCUGCAGUCCUAGAAUGGCAAGUUCAGCUACAACACCAUCCAAGGAAUUCAAAAGUAUACAGAGCCCACUGUUCUCAGAUAAGAUAUACAGUCCUCGUUUAAGUGAGCUGAGAGGUGAGCCAAGUCCUCAGAAUGGUGGAAACGGUCAAUUUAGUCCAACGACUGGAGAAGCAAGAUCAUCUAAUCUUGCGAAGAGUGGUUGAACCUUAGAAGUUAGAACUUAGAUAAAAAUGGAGCAAGUAUUACCUGCAAAUUAUAGUCAAAGUACUUCAGAGUAAUGGGGGUUUGGUUUUGUGAACAUGCAGGAAAUCUGCAAUGGCAUUUCCCCAUCUUCUACUUAAGUUAAUUCUAAAUGUGGCAAUUUGUUGUAAAGUGAUCUAAUUCUGUGAAAUGUAUUGAUUGGAGGAGAUUUGUAAGUUGUAA